This is a messenger RNA of Photinus pyralis (common eastern firefly), 1656 nucleotides long. RefSeq names its product lysine-specific histone demethylase 1A (gene Su(var)3-3). Bases 123 to 1622 code for a protein of 499 amino acids. The record is from RefSeq and is a predicted model, not a curated record. Gene Ontology annotation, molecular function: protein binding; oxidoreductase activity. Lineage: Eukaryota; Metazoa; Arthropoda; Insecta; Coleoptera; Lampyridae. The transcript is spliced from 5 exons.
GGUUGCGAUUCGUAAAGUUGUGCGCUCGCGCGUGUUUACUUUUUGUCCGCCGGUGUUUAAAAAUUAUCAACAAAGUACGAAACGAGUGGUAUUUUCCGUAUUUCUACUUAAUUAUUGGGAAAAUGAGUCGCAGAAAGAAAGCUAAGGUUGAAUAUAAGGAUCUUGAAGAGAAAUACGAUGCUGCAGGUGAUGAUGAGGCUUCCACACAAUUGGAAAAAAGUAAACCGUCGUCUGAGAAAAAGCUCUCUAUAGCCAGUUCGUCAAAAUCGUCGAAAAAAGAGGUGAAAAAAGACGAAGUUAAGAAAGAAGAGAAAAGAGAGCAAGAUCCGGAGUCGGAACUAGAUGAUCCUGUUGUCAGAGAACUUUUCUCGGGCUUGGAGGGGGCCGCCUUUCAAAGUAGAAUGCCCUUCGAUAAAAUUACCUCGAUCGAAGCCGCCUGCUUUCCCGAUAUUGCUCAAUCUUCCUUGGCCACAGUUAAGGUUUACUUGCACAUACGAAAUCGUAUUUUACAAAUGUGGCUUGAUAACCCAAAGCAACAGUUAUUAGUCGAUCAAUGCCUGGAAAAGACCGAGGCACCUUAUAAUAGCGACGCGCCACUGGUCCAUCGCAUACACACAUUUUUAGAGAGAAACGGUUUCAUUAACUUUGGAAUUUUUAAACGUACAAAGCCACUGCCCACCAAAAAGAGUGGGAAAGUUAUCGUAAUCGGUGCUGGGAUCGCCGGGUUGGCAGCAGCGAGACAGCUGCAGCAGUUUGGAAUGGAAGUUAUUGUCUUAGAAGCACGAGAUAGAGUUGGUGGUCGAAUUGCUACAUUUAGAAAAGGGAAUUACAUCGCCGAUUUGGGUGCUAUGGUCGUAACAGGAUUAGGAGGUAAUCCAGUGACAGUCUUAAGUAAACAAAUCGAUAUGGAGCUACAUCGUAUUAGACAAAAAUGUCCAUUAUACCAAUCGAGCGGUGUUACUGUUGACAAAGAUAAAGAUGAGAUGGUAGAGCGUGAGUUUAAUCGCUUACUAGAGGCCACUUCAUAUCUGUCUCACCAACUGGACUUCAAUUAUGCUGGAAACAAACCUGUAAGCCUCGGUCAAGCACUGGAAUGGGUAAUUAAAUUGCAGGAAAAGCAUGUGAAAGAGAAACAAAUUCAACAUCUAAAAUCAGUAAUUGCGCUACAGGAAAAAUUAAAAAGUACUCACAAAUUGCUUGUCGGUGUAAAAGAACAUAUGGAAGAGACUAACCUACGGCUUAAGGAAUUGGCAGGUACCCCAAAAAGAAACGUAGAGCUGGAAUUUGCGUAUCGAAGUUGCCUUCGUGAUUUAAACGCAUGCGCGAAGCAAUGGGAUCAGCUACAGGAGCAAGCCAAUGAGAUCGAAGAAAAGCUUAAGGAUUUAGAAAAUUCUCCACCAAGUGAUGUAUAUCUCUCAUCGAAAGACCGUCAAAUUUUGGACUGGCACUUCGCUAAUUUGGAAUUUGCAAACGCGACACCUCUUUCUAAUCUUUCGUUGAAACACUGGGAUCAAGAUGACGAUUUCGAAUUUACAGGAAAUCAUCUAACAGGUCUUUAUGAAUGGGAUAUACAGAGCUUCCAAACGCGAUACGCACUAUUUGCACUAUUUUUUAAGGUUUGAUUAUAUACUUACCAUAGUUCAAUGGUAAAGUGUA